AUGUCUGCUUCACAAAUCGGGAAGAAACAAUAUUUGGUUUACCUGGCACAAGUUCAUAUUAAUUUUAGAAGAGCAGAAUUAGAAUCAUUGGCUGAUAUAUGUGGGUUAAAUGAUUUAGAUUUCUCAAAUUAUAAAGAGGAUAGUCCAUUUUUCAUUGUAGAGUUAGAUAAUGAUACUCAAGCUAAAGAAUGGAUUAAACGUUCAAUCUUAUCAAGAGCCAUUUAUGAAUAUUGGGGUGAAGGUAAAGAUUUAACUGAAUUACAUCAAUCAAUAAAAUUUGGGACCAAUAUCGAACAUUAUAAAGAUUUGUAUAAAAAUGAUUCAUUCAAAUUUGAAUUUGAAUCGUAUAGAGGUUCAAACAAAAAAGUUAAUAGAAUAUCUCAGAUUGAGACGUUCUCUUAUUUGGCAUUUAAGGGGAAAAUUAACAUGAAAUCUCCAGACCAAGUUUAUACAUUAAUUGAAGUUUUUGAACCUGUUUCGGAUAAUGAACCAUCUACAACUCCAUCUCAUAUGUAUUUUGGUAGAAGAGUUCAAAUUAGUGACAGAUCUUCUGCUGAUGUUUUUGAUUUAAAGAAAAGACCUUAUAAAGGUACCACUUCAUUUGAAGCUGAACUAUCUCUAAUUAGUGCUAAUAUUGCUCAAGUAAAACCAGGCUCAAUAAUGUAUGAUCCAUUUGCAGGAACUGGCUCCUUUUUAUGUGCCGGUGGUCAUUAUGGUGCUUUAGUUAUCGGUUCUGAUAUCGAUGGUAGAAUGAUUAGAGGUAAAGGUGCUCAACAUGAUAUUUCGAGUAACUUUAAAUAUUAUGGUGAUACUGAUAAAUUCUUAGAUGUAAUGACAAUGGAUUUUACUCAUAAUUCAUUAAGAAAUUCCUUAGGUAUAGAUACAAUCUUAUGCGAUCCACCUUAUGGUAUUAGAGAAAGUAUCAAAGUUCUUGGUGCUAAAGAUCCUGAAAGAUUCGUGGGUAAAGAAAAUGUGGAGAUUGAUGGUCAAAAGGCGUAUUUACUUCGUGACUAUAUUCCAACAAAGAAACCAAUUUCUUUAGAUUUAUUAUUAGAUAGUUUAUUACAAUUUGCUUCAGAAAGAUUACCAAUAAAUGGCAGAUUAGCAUUUUGGAUGCCAACUGCAAAUGAUGAAAACAUUGAAACAUUAGUCCCUCUUCAUAAAAAUUUAGAACUCAAAUAUAAUUGUGUUCAAUCUUUUAAUAAAUGGUCAAGAAGACUAUUAGUUUAUAUCAAUAGAGGCAAGGACUAUAACGGACCAACAAAUUCAGGGUUACAAAGAUCUACAGCUGACUUUAGAGAACGUUAUUUUAAGAACUUUAAUUAG
Henningerozyma blattae CBS 6284 is the source of this 1326-nucleotide messenger RNA. RefSeq names its product tRNA (guanine-N2-)-methyltransferase (gene TRM11). The record is from RefSeq and is a predicted model, not a curated record. Gene Ontology annotation, molecular function: nucleic acid binding. Gene Ontology annotation, cellular component: cytoplasm. NCBI's taxonomy places the organism in Eukaryota, Fungi, Ascomycota, Saccharomycetes, Saccharomycetales, Saccharomycetaceae. The transcript has a single exon. Gene Ontology annotation, biological process: methylation. The coding region runs from base 1 to 1326 and encodes 441 amino acids.